CGUUCAUGUUCCGAAGCAAUUUUUCUACACUUAUUACCCAGUAAUGGGUAUUUGAAUAUGGGUAUUUACAUAUGUAAAUAUUCUUCUUAAAUAAUUCAAUACAAUAGUCUUUGAAAUUUAUAAUUAUAUUUCUAAUCCAUUAAUUAAUUAAAUUGGUAUUUGUGAAGUUUUGUAUGAAUUUUGAAUAACGUUCGAUAAAGAGAUAGAAACUCUUGUAUGUAUGUAUAUGGUAAUAUUGGUCCUGUUGAACCCAUUACUACCCUUCAUAUACAGCAUUCAUCAACAUAUUUUCCCGCCUGAUCCAAAUGUUGAAAACGACGCGAUAAACUAUCUUAGUCAUUAACAAUAUACUUUGUCAUUAACAAUAUUCACCGAUUUUUCAAGCAAAAAUCGCUUGAAAGUAACUGUAAAGUAUGUUCAUUAGAUAAAAAAUUAUAUCGCAUCGCAAAAUAUUCAUAAUGUAUGAUGCGCAUCGAUACGAAACGAACAAAGUACAGAUGUAUAAGCGUUAAUGUGAAAUCGAUAAAAGAAGUAAUAACUAAACUGCAGAUAUUUAUAUAAAAAUAGAAACUGUGAAAAACGCACAGAAUAUUUAUGAUAUGUAAAAAUAUACAAACUAUCCAAAGUAAGCCAGUAUAUUUAGAAAAAAGAAUGAUAUUUAGAAAUCGAAAUAAAUUUCUAAGUUCCACUUCUCUGAUUGCGUUCAGAGAAACGUGAAUUUACAUAAACAUCCGCAGUCUAGUAAUAACUUUGUGCGUAUGUGUCCCGUUAGUAUCCAGGUGAUUUAAAAUUAUUCUUGCAGUGGUGGUGACCUCCCGUGGUAGAUGAAAUAUUCGCAAUUGAACCCGGCAGAGUUUCGCGAUUACCGCUAAUUACUAUAAAGAUACAGUUGUACAUAUUACGGAUUGUUGGUCGGUUAAUAAAUCAGUAAGUUCUGUUCAGACUUGUGACUGAAAGCAAAGUGCAAAGUUACCCCGAUGCUUCUGCGUGCUGGUCUGUUGUGUGACGUCGUACUGUCUUUUAAUAGUCAGCCCCUGUGACCGGUUUUUCCGUCGUUAACAAGACACCGUUGUACGUUGAGACGCGCCCUCAUCCGACCUUGAAACCUAUAAUCGUUCAUAGCGUUCGAUGUUCAAAACAUCGUCUACAAAACUAUUAAUCGUGCUCCACAGGUUCGAAUCUUUUUUGUUUUCUUCGGCGCCUCGUUAACAAGAAGCAACAGUGAAAUGGCAAAAAAGACGUACGAUCUGUUGUUCAAGUUGCUGCUGAUCGGUGAUUCCGGAGUUGGCAAAACUUGUAUAUUGUUUAGAUUUUCGGAUGAUGCAUUUUCAACGACAUUUAUUUCUACGAUAGGUAUCGAUUUUAAAAUCAAGACAGUGGAAUUAAGAGGAAAGAAAAUCAAGUUACAGAUAUGGGAUACAGCUGGUCAAGAAAGAUUUCAUACCAUUACUACAUCAUAUUACAGAGGUGCAAUGGGUAUUAUGCUUGUUUAUGACAUUACUAAUGAAAAAACAUUUGAAAAUAUUGUUAAAUGGCUGAGAAAUAUCGAUGAACAUGCGAAUGAAGAUGUGGAGAAGAUGAUACUGGGGAACAAAAGCGAUAUGGAAGACAAACGUGUUGUUAGCACAGGAAGAGGGGAAGCGAUAGCGCGAGAGCAUGGAAUCAGAUUUAUGGAAACAUCUGCAAAAGCGGAUAUUAAUAUUGACCGUGCAUUUAAUGAAUUAACCGAAGCAAUAUUGGAGAAAACUCAUGGAAAGGAACCACAAGAUGCUCCUGAUAGAGUAACGGUUGAUCGAAGGGUGGAAAGGAAUUCUAAUCGGUGCUGCUAAUCUUAUAUUAUUUAUUUUAACAGCGCAUAAUAUACUAUAUAUCAGCUCGUGCCACUCAAAAUAGAUCUGUGGAUAGAUUUAGAGCAUAAUUUAAAAAAGCAUAAUAGUAUAAUUAAACUCUUCACAACACUGCCUAAUCAAAUUCAAUUGAACUUAUUUAAUGAGAUUUCUGAUAAAGAUAUAUCUAAAUUUACUUCAAAAAAUAUAAAAGGAAGAAACUCCAAUUUGGAAGUGAAGUUUUUUAAUUAUACCUGGAUUUCAAAGGGUGGGUUAUAAAUGCUAUUUGUCACAUAUAUGACUGUAUACUUAUAAAUGUACUUAUAGAUGUGUCUAUUGCAUGUAUACAAGCAUUAAGCUCCAUCACAGCUUUUAUAAAGAACACAACAAAUCAAUAAUAUAUACUGCUGAUGGGGCUUUGUUUUCCAUGUGAAACUUCAUGCGUUGUUGCACGAACAAAGUCAACUAGGAACAAUUUGUUUGUUAUGAGGCUGCAAUUUGUUACCAUAAUGAGAAGAGUGAGAAUGAAUGAGGGCUUUUGAUCUUAAAAAAAUCUAUGUGAACAUUGAAUGCUUUUUCAUACGGACAUUGCACUACAUUGCUUAUUUACAUCUUAAGUUAAAAUCUAAAAGCUUAAGUCCAAGAGCUUUUAUCCUACUUGUGUAAGACUAAUUUACUACAAAUAUAAAUAUUCACGAUUUCGAA
Bombus pyrosoma is the source of this 2531-nucleotide messenger RNA. It is a transcript of the gene Rab10, whose product is annotated as ras-related protein Rab-10. The record is from RefSeq and is a predicted model, not a curated record. NCBI's taxonomy places the organism in Eukaryota, Metazoa, Arthropoda, Insecta, Hymenoptera, Apidae. Gene Ontology annotation, cellular component: Golgi apparatus; recycling endosome; insulin-responsive compartment. Gene Ontology annotation, biological process: cellular response to insulin stimulus. The coding region runs from base 1227 to 1829 and encodes 200 amino acids. The transcript has 5 exons. Gene Ontology annotation, molecular function: GTPase activity; GTP binding.